GCAAGGCUAUCUUUCUCAUACAAGAGCCUGUUUCUCUUCUCUAAAUCUUAACCACCCCCCAUUUUCUAAGGACUUCAGCACAUAAGUACUGAGCUUCCGUACAAGCAGACUACAGAAACUGACAGACAGCGGCGUCUGAAGUCUACUGGUCUACCUCAUGGAUUAUGGUCUGAUCAUCUUUGUGCUCACAGGAGCACUGGUCAAUGUUGCCUCUGAGCAAACUCGUCAAUACUACUUUGUGAAUACGCCACUGAACUGGACUGAAGCUCAGAGCUUCUGCAGACAGGUCUACACUGACCUGGCCACCAUAGAAACCAUAUCUGACGUCAGUACCGUACUCCGCACCACACCGAGCUACAGAGGCAAGGCUUGGAUAGGCCUCUAUAAUAAAGACUGGAGAUGGUCUCUGAGUGACAACAGCUUCUAUGGUGAAGCAGAUACUGGGUUUAGAAACUGGGCUGCUGGACAUCCCGUAAAUGGACAGGAAUGUGUGGGGAUUGGAAUCAACGUUUGGUAUAACAUAAAUUGCAACAACAUUCAACCCUUUGUGUGCUACAACGGUUCAGUAAAUGACACAUCAUCCUUUGUAAAGAUUGACAAACUUUUGAACUGGAUCGAAGCUCAGAGCUACUGCAGGGAGAAUUACGUCGAUCUAGCCAGCAUACGAAAUCAGGCAGAAAAUGACAUCAUCUCAAAACUGGUAGAUGUUUACUUAUUGUGGAUCGGUCUGCACUGGGAACGACUGUGGUCUGAUGGGAGCACGUCUCUGUUUCAAAACUGGGCCUAUGGGCAAACAGACAGCACAGAGCAGUGUGUCACCACAGCGUUCAAUAACUCAGGACUGUGGUCAGAUGAUAACUGCUCCCUCACUUUCCCGUUCAUCUGUUACUCAACAAUUCCUCCAAACGCAGAAAGCUUCAGAUCAAUAGCACAAGAUGAGACCAGCAUCACUCUGCAGUGGAAUAAAGUGAACAACAACAUCAGCUUUAUUCUCCAGUUUAAUGAUGCAGAGAUCAACAUCACUGCACCAGAUGGAGAUGGACCAGUAACUUACACAGUCUCAUCUCUCACUGCUGCAACUGAAUACACAUUCACUCUCUACUCUGUGUUUGAGAACAUCAGAAGCAGCGGAGUGAGCAUUACUGCAUUUACUGGCCCUAAUUAUGUUCUUGUUAUGAACAUAGAAUUAGAGUCACUGACUCAGCUGUCAGACUCGGACCUGCAGAGCCUGUUGGAGGAGGUGUGUACCAUAACAUCAGUGUGAUUGGUGGAUUAAGUCUUUGCUCGGCGGGGGAUUGGUGGCUGCAGUUCCAGCUGGUGGCAGAUGAUUGGCUGCUCCCUUAAGGCUUGCUAUUUAAGUGGAUAAGAUGGCGGCGACCAGCGCGGGCGUCUUGGCAUCUUCCUUCUCUCCCAAGAGGCCACAGUUUUGAUCUUGUUUAAGAGUAGUAAGUAAUCAGAUUACUCUCUAAUUAAGUUUAUACUGUGAAACACAGUAAUCAGAUUACUCUCUAGUCAUCAGGUUACUCAGUGUAAAACAUAGUAAUCAGAUUACUCUCUGUUAUUAGGUUCUCUCUGUGAAACAGUAAUUAGAUAACUCUCUAGUUAUUAGGUUACUCUGCGUGAAACGUAGUAAUCAGAUUACUCUCUGGUUAUUAGGUUCUCGCUUUGAAAUAUAGUAAUCAGAUUACUCUCUAAUUAAGAGGUUACACUGUUAAACAUAGUAAUCUGAUUACUCUCUAGCCAGAAGGUUACUCUGUGUGAAACGUAGUAAUCAGAUUACUCUCUAAUUAUUAGGUUCUCUGUGUGAAACACAGUAAUCAGAUUACUCUCUAGUUAUCAGGUUACACUGUGUAAAACGUAGUACUCAGAUUACGUUCGUGAUUUCAGGUUACUCUGUGUGAAACGCAGUAAUCGGAUUACUUUCUAGUUAGGUUCUCUCUGUGCUAUAAUAUAGUGGGCUAAUAAUACACUAUAUUAUUACUGUUCGGGUUACUGUUUAAUUCUGAGUUAUAGCUUUAUUUAUCUAAUUUUACUGCCAUGUUGUCUCUUUAAUUUAGCAUGUUUUAUUAUGCAGUUUUAUAGUAGGCUAAAUGAACUUUGUUUGUACAGCCUAACUAUCAUGUGAAUAUAGUAGAUUAGUAGAGUAAAAAACUCAACCACCUAAAACAAGCUCCUUUGGAGGGUCACUUAAGUUAUUAAUUUUUAGUCCUUUCAUGAGAGUCAGAAGUACUCGAAAGCCAAAACUUCAGCUGAGAGCAGCACGAGAGCUCCAGCGAUGGAAGGAGAGGAAGAGGAGGAGGGUGGAGGAAACUUUAGCUAUUGUCUCUAUUUAUGAGGAAAAUAUCUAUCUUUUUCAACAUGAUUUUUCUUACUAGAUAUUCUAUUUGCUUGCGAUUUAAUUCUUCUAACCCUUCUAACCCCCUGUAUAUCUGUGUAUUGAAAUCUUGAAAUAGCACUCCAUCAUUCAUUGGUACUAAAAUUCUUCCAUACUUCAAACUAGUUUACUAAUAACCUACAAAAACAGAAAGAAAACAUAAAUUAACACAGGUGUUCAACACAACACGUGUCUAUUAGGUUAUCAUUACAGUUGCUUGGUUGUUCCUGUGGAAUACAUGACAAAGGUCAAUCAUGAUUUAAUACUCACAAUCAUCACAUUUAAGCAUACGUUAGCAAUGCGCUGCUGGAAUUGAUUUAUAAAGGCUUCAGUGAGACUUUCGGCAUCUUUAAAAUCAAGCCUGAAAGGUUGCCUAACAGCGAGGAGUUCUGCGCUGGCUGUUCCUCUGCACAAACCCAGAGCAGACAGUGAUCUCUAACAGUUAUAAUAUAAAAAUAAUCACACUUGAUCCCCUUUUUCUAAAACUCUGUUUAAAAACACGAAGAACGCUUUUGCAAAAUGUAGAAUGAACAUUCCUUGAUGUUCUGAUCCCUUUGAAAUUCCCUGAAAUUUAGUAACAGGUGGUUGUUGGAGGAGCGUAGGACAGCAGAUUUAUGAACUCAGUGUACUUGUGUUAAUUAAUCAAUUAUUAAAGACAUAUCUAGAUAUUUUAUAAAUCCUGAACUAAACUUACUCUGUCUUUCUUUUCUUUGGAUUUAACGUCAGUCCCUAUUUUCUUUUUUCUUCCCCCGUCUUUCUAAUUUUUCUUCUACUACAAAUUAUCAACACUCCACCACCCAAACUCUUUUGGGGUCAGUCUUCAAACAGUUCUUUUUCAGAAAAUGUUACAGUUUUCAUGGCCUCUGACAGUCUGACGAUUUGUGAUGUUGAUCAUGCUGAGACAGAGAGCUCUUCCUUGGUGAUGUCUCUGUCAGCACUUGGUCUCAUGUGAGAGCAUUUUGGCUGGAGUUCAUUUCCCUGUGAAGCCUUCUUGACCUUUUAAACUCUGUGCUGUUAGGUUCACAGUCUUUAAGGUGAUGUUUUCUUCUUUAUGAUUCAACUGUAGAUGGUAGGUGUGGUCUGACUGGCUGCUUCCUCAGCACUGGAAAGACACUUACGUCAGUGGAGGUGGGGUUGGGCCUGUGGUGAAGCAGGUUGGCACGCCUCUCUGUAUCACUGCUCGUUUCUGGCCCUCCCUCUCUUCCUCACAGACAGAUUCUGCUGUGUCCAUUUUCAAGCUGCUCUCUCGCCUUCUUCCUCUAGCAUGAAACUCCAGAGCUGUCAUCGUGUCCAGUGUAGCUCUGUCUCGCUGUUGUACGUUAGUCAUCUCUGGGUAUGUUGUGCUCUGCAGGUGCCUUGGUUUAUGGGCAGACUUUUGUCUUUCUGCCAUCUGUUUUAACUUUUCACUUCUUUGUUUGGGAGUUGUUGUUUUUUUUUCUAUUCAAAUCUAGCGCUGGUCUCUUCCUUAUCUAAUAUAGCUUCUCUUUUUCCAUCUCUCCUUUCUUUCCCCCCUUUAAAGACCCUAAUUCUUUUGCCUGUACUGGCCCUUCAAACAUACUUAUAUCUUCCUUCCACUUGCCGUAUAUGCGUUUCUUCAUCUAGGGACAAUUCAUUGAAAAAUGUUGUGUUUAAUCUCAAGGAGCUAUUCAACUAAAAAAUAAUCAAAGCAGAUCUUACUAAAAAAUAACUAACUUCAGUGACUGAAUCCAUACUUGAGAAACUAAAAACUAUUCAAAUAUCAAAUUAAUUUUCUCACAUCUAAAACAAAAUUGAUGGCUCUCAAUCCCUUCUCUAACGUAAAUCCUUCAUAGAUAAUACCUCACAUUGCUGCCUAUCUCCUGUACUUCUAUGUUUCAAUACAUUAGCAAACUUUAUUAGAUGUCAUAUCUUUAUAAGUUCACUCCGACCAAAAAGUGUCUUCAGCCUGUUAUUCUGAACUAAAUUUCCUUUAUUAUCAUAGUACUUUAGUAGGCUGUUUCAAAUGAACUUUUCCUCCUUAUCCAGUUGUUAUAUUAUAAAGGCUCAACAGAUCACACAACUGUCAUAUAACUUUUGGAUCAGCUAAAGUUAGGGCUGAACUGCUCUCUUUUUUCCUCUCUCUGCCUGCUGUCCUCCCCCCCUAACAAACAUUUAGCACAAACACUAGUCACACUCAUACGCAGCUCCUGCCUACAUCAAUCAUACGUUUGCACCCAUCUCUGACGCACCAGUGGUUCUUAAUUUGUGUACAACUUUGUUUUCUCUUUUUUAGUGAAUUUAGUUCAUUUUUAGCAAAUUCGGUUCAACUUUUAACAAUUUAUUUUUGUACUUUAACUAGGUUCAAGGGUGAGGAAGCUUUCAUAAACUUCACCUGGGCAGAGAAUCCUGUACUCAGACACACUAUUAUGCAUAAAUU
Messenger RNA from Micropterus salmoides (largemouth bass), 4769 nucleotides. RefSeq names its product C-type mannose receptor 2-like. The coding region runs from base 158 to 1264 and encodes 368 amino acids. Gene Ontology annotation, molecular function: protein binding. NCBI's taxonomy places the organism in Eukaryota, Metazoa, Chordata, Actinopteri, Centrarchiformes, Centrarchidae. The record is from RefSeq and is a predicted model, not a curated record. The transcript is spliced from 10 exons.